Molecule: messenger RNA, 1029 nt
Organism: Durotheca rogersii
Lineage: Eukaryota; Fungi; Ascomycota; Sordariomycetes; Xylariales; Xylariaceae
Product: putative BLI-3 blue-light-inducible Bli-3 protein
Exons: 2
Coding region: 362-973 (203 amino acids)
Source: RefSeq, a predicted model, not a curated record
UGGCAGCCCUAGCUUGACGUCAUGUCUUAGGGCUCGGCAUCUCAGAGCUAUUCACGCUGCUUCCGGGGUCUAUGAUGAAAUAUGGUGUACCUCGUGAGACAGUGCCACCGGGUAGAUCGCUCGUAAUAGGAUGUGACGCACGUACAGCGGCUGCACAAGGCUAUAGACGACCACGUCUUCGCUGAAACGGGUGCGUCAGGCAGUCUAGCCUCACUAUAUAAGUAGCAAUCCAAGUCUUGCCGUCUCCCCAUCUACGAAACCGCUCCCCAUCAGCCAACUCUACCCUCGCAAACUCCCCGCCCUUCUCCAGAUACCAACUCCAUUUCCCGUGAAACGUACGAAACUGCACAUUCCCGUAGAAAUGUCUACACCAAGCACCGGCGGCAAGGCGGCCGACCCUUACACGGCCGCAAACAAGGAUCCCCAUGUUUCGAUCGACCAAAAGAUCGAGGCCCUCGACAAGUUCGCCGCCUCUCGCAAGUACGGCAUGAUGACUACCCGGGACUCGAGCACGGGCAGACUUGUGUCUCGUUGCAUGGCAUUGGUCGCUAGUGAGCACGGGGGUAUCGACCAACCCUUCUUCACUAAUACCGAGUCACACAAAACUCAAGAGUUAGAAGCCGACCCCCACGUCAACCUGUCGUUCCUAGACAGCUCUGGCCAGUGGGCCUCCGUGUCGGGGAUCGCCUUAGUUGAGACAGAACCCGGCUUGAUCAAGAAAUACUACAACCCCACCCUGAAAGCCUGGCUCGGCGACUUGGGCGACGGAGUUCAUGAUGGGUCAGAGCGAGACCCACGCAUUGGAAUCAUACGGGUCAAGAUUUCGACGGCAACCUACGCGGUUAGCGACAGGACUCUCAUCGGCUUCGCAGCAGAGGUGGCGAAGGGGACUGUGACCGGUCAGCCAGCCAGCGUCAACAAGAUUCGCGAGGUCAGCGAGAGCGAGUCCCAGUCCUGGAGAGCCUCCCACUGACGGAGCCGUGGGUGGUGAUGGGUAUACAUACACCUUGGGAGCCUGUAGUUGUAGCU